AUGAACUCGUGUGUGUCCUUUCUCAGAGGCCUCCAUCUCUUGGGGCCGAGCGAAGAUUUUUUCAGCAAAAAGCCACGGUCUGAUACACCGUGGUUGAUCGUGGCCUGGAUCAUGAGUGCGUGUGACUCAAUCAACCUCGAUGGCACACCCAAGCCAUCUCAUGUCGAGCGGGGCACCUAUGGGCAUGCACAGAAGAUGCGGGCGUCCAUGACAUACGCAUUUGGGAGGCUUAGUGGUCUAGGCAAUCUGACAUGGCACGAGUCGGAUAUUGGAGGUGGGCUGAUGGUUGGAAACCCUUCCAUUUCCAUCGAGGUAUCAUCCUACAUGUGCUCGCUCCGCAGGCGCAAGGUAGUGCAAGCGGGCGAGGUUGCAAACAGUGCCCGGGCUAUUACCUCGGAAAUAUUGCUAAAACUGUAUCAUUACAACCACCUCCCUGAAAAUUGGACCAUUCGUGCCUACCAGCCUGGCGAGCGCGUGCGUGGUGGC
This is a messenger RNA of Suillus subalutaceus, 486 nucleotides long. RefSeq lists its product as uncharacterized. The record is from RefSeq and is a predicted model, not a curated record. The transcript has 4 exons. The annotation marks the transcript as partial. NCBI's taxonomy places the organism in Eukaryota, Fungi, Basidiomycota, Agaricomycetes, Boletales, Suillaceae.